UGCCGCCCGUGCGCGUGCGCGGGGGCCGCCCUACCCGCUCGCCCUAGUCUUUUGCUUUCUUUUUGGGGCCGCCGACUUCGCUGUCGCGCACGGGACCACAAUGCUCCGCGCCGCUUGUCAUUGGCCGGCGCCGCAGGGAGAGUUGUCUAAUGGGCAGAACAACCGAGAGUACAGAGGACCUGGCCUUUGUCUUGACUCUGCUACUUCAGUUUUGGAUGCAGACCACUGUUUCUAUAUAUGAUUGGAAAAACCCAAGAGCUAGUCAUCUAUUCUGAACCCCAUGCUGACACAAACCUACAAGCCAAGGGAGCCAGUAUUUGGCCAUCCGUCCAUCCAUUUGCAUGUCCCAGGGAUGCACAAACAAGGAGCAGUUCAGCCUUUCAGCUGCCUUCAAAGAAGCAAUGGGAAAGAGGUUAUUUGGAUAAGCCCGGAAAUACCAGUGGCACUGCUAGUCCAGUGUUGGAUAGGAGUGGUGACAGGGGCCAGCUUCGCCUUGUUCCUGAUCUCUGAGGGGAAUAGCCAGUGUUUCCUAAGAAGCGUGAGGGAGACCAUCAGGAUGAUGACAACAAUAGCUCCCAGAACUGGGUAUACGUUCUCACAGUAGCCCUGCCUAUGGGCCUCACCUAGAUCCUCUUCAGUGCACCAGGCACCCAGCUGCCGCUUACUAGAAAGCAGCACCCGGCUGAAACCCCACGAAGCCCAGAACUACCGGAAGAAGGCACUGUGGGUCUCCUGGUUCUCCAUUAUCGUCACGCUGGCCCUCGCUGUGGCCGCCUUCACUGUCUCCGUUAUGAGGUACAGCGCCUCUGCUUUUGGGUUUGCAUUCGACGCCAUCCUCGACGUCCUGUCGUCGGCGAUCGUCCUGUGGCGGUACAGCAACGCGGCUGCUGUACACUCUGCCCAUAGGGAGUACAUAGCCUGUGUCAUCUUAGGGGUGAUAUUCCUUCUGUCAUCCAUAUGUAUAGUGGUCAAAGCCAUCCAUGACCUUUCAACGAAGCUGCUCCCGGAAGUGGAUGACUUCCUGUUCAGUGUCUCCAUUUUAAGCGGGAUCCUUUGCAGCAUCCUGGCCGUGCUGAAGUUUAUGCUGGGGAAGGUUCUCACCAGCAGAGCACUCAUAACAGAUGGCUUUAACUCCCUCGUGGGCGGCGUGAUGGGCUUCUCCAUUCUCCUGAGCGCGGAGGUGUUCAAGCACAAUGCCAAGGUCUGGUACCUGGACGGCAGCAUCGGGGUGCUGAUUGGCCUCACCAUAUUUGCCUACGGGGUCAAACUCCUCAUCGACAUGGUGCCGAGGGUGAGGCAGACGCGGCACUACGAGAUGUUCGAAUAAAGGCGGACGCUGUGCGGGAAGACGGUCACGCGCCGUGGCGGCGUCCACGCAGGCAGAUGGUGCCACUGUGGAACAGCACAUCGUUUCUUUUUUGGAAGUCUUCUCUCAUCCGGUUUGUCAUCACGGGUCACGAUCUGCCCCUCACUCCGCUGCCCCCUCAGACACACCCCUAGGAAGGGACGCACUUCCUGCACCGCAGCCGGCAGCGACCUGGCCUGGUUUCUGGAGUCAGGUGGUUCUCGCGGGUAAGAUCGGAUCUCUGGCCGGCAGAAAGCUCUUCUGUGGUGCUCUCGCCUGCCGCGGAUGGGUGCGGCCCAGGCCCCCGCCCUGGGGCCGGCUGUGGCCCCAGGCACACCAGGGUCCCGCAGGCUCUGCAAUGUGGCAGGCGUGUGGGGAAGAUGUGCCCUUGUGUCUCUCCCAGCCCAGAACCAUCCGUAUGUCCCUCCCUCCUUUCUAUCAACACAUUGCAUUAGUUUCAUACUGUUUUACUAAUCCUCAGUCUAAACCGACGGUUUGUUCCCAAGGAGACCGUUCUGUUUUUUAAAGUACCUAGUGAUCCACGUAUGAGCUUUGCAUGGACGCGCUAAAUAAGCACACGACCCUGAACAUCCCUGUAUAAACAGGCCCCAUUUCGGAGAGAUGUGA
Lepus europaeus (European hare) is the source of this 1972-nucleotide messenger RNA. It is a transcript of the gene TMEM163, whose product is annotated as transmembrane protein 163. The record is from RefSeq and is a predicted model, not a curated record. Bases 791 to 1327 code for a protein of 178 amino acids. Gene Ontology annotation, cellular component: synaptic vesicle membrane. The transcript has 12 exons. NCBI's taxonomy places the organism in Eukaryota, Metazoa, Chordata, Mammalia, Lagomorpha, Leporidae. Gene Ontology annotation, molecular function: zinc ion binding.